This is a messenger RNA of Pollicipes pollicipes, 1450 nucleotides long. RefSeq names its product poly(U)-specific endoribonuclease-D. The transcript has 7 exons. Gene Ontology annotation, molecular function: RNA endonuclease activity. Lineage: Eukaryota; Metazoa; Arthropoda; Thecostraca; Pollicipedomorpha; Pollicipedidae. The record is from RefSeq and is a predicted model, not a curated record. Bases 176 to 1048 code for a protein of 290 amino acids.
GCGCGAUAGGCGCAGCAGCAGGCCGCCACCGUAGUCGGUGUACGGUACCGCCGCCUCAGUCGCCGUCCGGGAUCGGUAAGUGGAGCGCGUCGACACUGCGCGUGCGGAGGCGAGCAGGCGAGGCAGGCGGUCUGCGUGCAGAGUUUGGCGCGGGGACUGCGCGAGACCACACAAGAUGAGGCUUUUGUUCGUCACACUGGUCUGCUUAGCAGCUGCAGCGGAGGGCAGGAGAGCCUCCAUAUCGAACUCGGAGCUACGGCGCAUCAGCUCUGAAAUGUUCGAGGCCGACAACAACAACGUCUACAGUCACCUGGACGUCAACACCGGCGGCCGCGUGCCGUUUGGCAAAUCAAAUACCGACUACGCAUCGGCCCCCCUGAUGGAGCCGUUCAACGCCACGCGCUACCUGAGUGGGCCAACGUACACGGCUCUGGUGAACUUCUACGACAACUUCGAGCGCAGCACCAACCGAAGGGAGGUCCACACGCAGGAGGAGCACAACGAGCAGGUGCACUUCAUCAACAUGAUCACCAGCACGGCUCCGAUCCGCAAGGUCAAGGAGUUCUUGUCGAGCAAAGGUUACCUGCCGCGUAGCAUGAACUCGUUCAAGCGAACAAUGAAGGCUCUGUGGUUCGACUUCUACGGUCGGAGCCGCGGCGUUCUCUCCUCGUCUGGUUUUGAGCAUGUGCUGAUGGGCGAGGUCAAGAAUGGGCAGGUGAGUGGCUUCCACAACUGGGUGUACUUCUAUUUCCUGGAGCGCAAGAACGAGGUCAACUACCUGGGCUACAAGAAGUACCUGCAGCUGGGACGCGGGGACGCGAUGGUCAUCAAGUUCUCAUUCAAGUGGCACAACCACCUGAAACCAGUGACAAGCAUGAUGAUCGGCACCUCUCCCGAGCUGGAAAUUGCGCUCUACACGCUCUGCUUCUACGCUCGCCCGGACCAGAACUGCCGUGUGUCGCUGGGCGGCAAGGACGUGGUGGUCAAGACACACACGUACAGGAGCAGCGGCAAGUCUAUGAUCGGCUCGGCCUACGUGGACCUGUGAGAGGGCCGCGGCACGAGCCCCGGGGUCGCGCGGGGCUGCCAGCCGGGCUCUAGACGCGGACACUACGAGCCCCGGGGUCGCGAGGGGCCGCCAGCCGGGCUCUGGACUCGGACACCACGAGCCCCGGGGUCGCGCGGGGCUGCCAGCCGGGCUCUGGACUCGGACACCACGAGCCCCGGGGUCGCGCCGGUCCGUCAGCCGUUCUCUGGACUCGGACACCACGAGCCCCAUGGUCGCGCGCGGCCGCCUUCUGCAAUAUGUGGCUUACGGACAGGGCGGGAUGACUUUGGGGGCACAACCGUCGAAUUACUCAUGCUGUUGGGUGGGGCGAUAUGACUCACAUGUGCGACACUACACGAUCCAAGCAGUGCUUAAUGAGGAGCAAUAAAAUCGUUUCGCUUU